CAGUGUUCGACAACGUUAAUAGUUUUAAAAACAGUAUUAUGGAAAACGAAGAUAUAAUGGCUUAUAUUUAUUCGCGUGAUAGUCUUGAUGGUGAUAUGGUUUCUUUACCACAGAUAAAUGAUGAAAAUUUAGGUGAUGAUUCCGAAAUUAAGGAAAAAACAACGAGUGAACCGGGAACGCCGACCGUGGAAUGCGAAAAAACAUUGUACAACACAAGAGCUCUCAACAAAAAUGAUUUAACGUACAGACUCGAAACAUUUCAGAAGCAUUAUAUGAUGAUUUUCAAUCAAGAAAAUGUUGUCGGUUUCAAACCUCGAUUAGGAACUGAAAAGGAUGUCUCGUCGCUUUGCAGAACUUUUUCGGAAUAUAACUUUGAAAUUGACGUUCAUAAGGAUUUAACGAAGUCAGAAAUCAUGGAAGAACUUAAAAUAUUGUCAGAAAAAGACUUCACAGAUUAUGGAUGUAUUGUAAUAGCGGUGUUAACACAUGGAACACACGGUGGCCUGCUUAGGGCGAAGGACAUGCAAUACAGCGAAAGUGAAAUAAUAAGCCAUUUCAAAACCCAUGACAAACCCACGUUGUUAACCAAACCAAAGUUUCUGAUAGUUCAGGCAUGUCGAGGGACAAGACCGAUAACUGGCGUGAUGGUGAAACAGAUGGGUAAAAUACGUAAGGAUAUUGAUAGAGAUGAAGAGCCUUAUACAUUACCAAUUGAAUCUGACAUGCUAAUCCUUCAUAGCUCGUACAGUGGUAACCCUUCUCACAGAGACGAGCUUCACGGUUCAUGGUUAAUACAAGCACUGUGCUAUGAAAUUACAAAAAGUUCGCCUGCGUUGGACUUAGAAUCGAUCAUAACUGAUGUCAAAAGGAAAGUUGCUAUCGACAUGUCACACGAAGUAUACAACAGACGGACGCAUGAGAUUGACAUAAAUAAGCAAAUGCCUGUCAUGACGUCGACGUUAAUAAGAAAACUUUAUCUGAAAAAGUAUAACGAUGAGCCCUCAUCACCGGAAGUAUUUAGCGAUAGAGGAGCGGUUUGUCAGAAUGAAGUUUUCGAUGGUGAAGUUCCGGGGACUCCCCUGUUUCCACAACUUGGCCCUUGUUUCUGCUUCUUAAACCAUUACGCGUAUUUGAAGAAGUGUUUAAGGUAUGUAGUAGCUGAGAAUUCAGAUGACAAGGUAGCGAAAUCAUAUCUAGAUAUAAGUGAAACGUUGGAAGAUAGCGACGAUUUUAAUGCAACAAAGGAGAAAUUGGCGACGCUUAUCUCAGAACACCUCACAAGCUACGCUGGAAGCUUAGACUUUUAUAAGUAUCUGUAUCUAUAUCAAAGGAGUCUGUAGCUCUAUUUAUUAUAUUAGACUAAGUACAUAAUAUGUUAAGCACUUUGUGAUAAUAAUAAAAAAUCUAUUAAGAAUAUUACUAAGAUUUUUUAGCUUCGUCUUGUUUUUUUAAAAUUGAAUUAAUUUUAUAAAAUUUGCUCAAAUAUUUUAUCUUUGCCAGUUACUUAAAUCUUAUGUUAAAAUUUAAAAAAUAUGUAAUGUUUUUUUUUUAUUACAAUAUGUAUAUAAAGAUAGCAUGGAGUUCGUAUUUAUUCAAUUUCCAUACUCAAUUUAAAAUUAACUGAUAUUUAUUAAUUAAAUAGUUGACUAUGUAUUUUAUUUAAGAAAACGUAAAGUGAAAGUAAAAGUACUGAACUAAACUGAACUAAGCUAUUGAAUAUUUACUGAUUCUAAUUCUCACUGAAUCUACAUUCCGUGAAUUUUAAAGAACAUGGAUUGAAGAGAAACUGUUACGAAAUUUGUUUGAGCCGAUCCGAGGCUCGAAUAUGGAAUGUAUCGGAAUCUAACU
Molecule: messenger RNA, 1848 nt
Organism: Nymphalis io (European peacock)
Lineage: Eukaryota; Metazoa; Arthropoda; Insecta; Lepidoptera; Nymphalidae
Gene: Casp-4
Product: caspase-3-like
Exons: 5
Coding region: 39-1340 (433 amino acids)
Biological process (GO): proteolysis
Molecular function (GO): cysteine-type endopeptidase activity
Source: RefSeq, a predicted model, not a curated record